UAACCGGUGAGUGGCACGUGCUAGAGUUCCACGCCCCCUUCCGCCCCUCCACCUUCUGUGACCUCCAAGCUAAGGGAAACGCCUCGGCAGUCCUCGGCGCCGCAAGAGGACGAGCGAUUGGACUCAUUCUUGGAGCAACGAAGCUACCGGAUCGGCUGAUCUGAUGCUGUCCGGCAACGUAUGCUUGUAGAGUUGCCGGAAAACCCAACAGAGGCGAUACGGCCAUCUUUUUCGUCUUUUCUCCGGUCGGCUUUGAAUUAGGCUUUUGAGAUAGCGAAAGAUCGCCAGAAUGCACGCCGUUCCGCUUCCUUCUGCUUCGGUGACCGCUGCCGCUGGGGCUGCGAGCAUCGAGGAUGCGCCGAGUGUUUAUGAGGUCUGGAGAGGUAGCAACGUUUUUUUUCUUAAAGGGAGGUUCAUAUUUGGACCGGACGUGAGGUCACUCUUUCUCACUAUCUUUCUAAUUGUUGCUCCUGUUGCAAUUUUCUGUGUAUUUGUUGGUAGAAAGCUAAUGGAUAAAUUUCCUCAUCACUCGGGGAUAUCCAUUAUGGUUGUUGCUGUGGCAUUCACUCUAUAUGAUUUAUGUCUUUUGCUUCUCGCUUCUGGAAGAGAUCCAGGUAUCAUACCCCGUAACACACAACCUCCUGAACCCGAAGGCCUUGAUAGGAGUAUUGAUGUUGGGGGUGUGCAGACGCCACAAAUGCCUUUGCCUCGCAUGAAGGAUGUGAUAGUUAAUGGCAUCACGGUGAAGAUCAAAUACUGUGACACUUGCAUGCUUUAUCGACCUCCAAGAUGUUCCCAUUGUUCAAUCUGCAACAACUGUGUGGAGCGUUUUGAUCAUCAUUGCCCAUGGGUUGGGCAAUGCAUUGGGCUUAGGAACUACCGGUUCUUUUAUAUGUUUGUCUUCUCAACUACUCUGCUUUGCUUCUAUGUGUUUGCUUUCUGCUGGGUCUAUAUCAAGAAGAUUAUGGAUGCUGAAGAAACAAGCAUUUGGAAGGCAAUGACCAAGACUCCUGCUUCCAUCGUGUUAAUAGUUUACACAUUUAUAGCCGUUUGGUUUGUUGGUGGCCUUUCUGUCUUCCACUUAUAUCUCAUCAGCACUAACCAGACAACAUACGAGAACUUCAGAUACCGCUACGAUCGCCGGGAAAACCCUUACAAUCUAGGUCUGGUCUCCAAUUUCAAAGAGAUUUUCUUCACCAGCAUCCCUCCCUCCAAGAACAAUUUUCGGGCUAAGGUGACACUAGACCAGGGGCUAAAACCUAGACAGUCCACAGGAGGCUUCAUGAGUCCCAACAUGGGCAAAGGCAUUGGUGAUAUUGAAAUGGGAAGGAAAGCCAUGGCCUGGGGAGAACACGAGGCUGGUUCUGCCAUUGACAUGGAAACAGGUCUCAGCAACGAAACUAUUGAAAAUAAGGAUGGUAGGUUAUACAACUCAUCAAUGGAUUCAGAUCGGAUAUUGCCUUUAGAAGUAUCAGAGGACCAAAUGGCGACUGAACAUCAAUGGAGGCAUCCGAGCUGGGGGAGGAGCAGUGGGAAUUGGGAGAUGCCACCACAACUAUUACCUCUAUCUUCCAUGGAUGACAAUUCGAAUCUCGUCGGUGUUUCUCCAGGCAUAAAUCGGUAAGUUCUAAGAUCUGUAGCUGUCUGCGUUUGGUGGAAGGAUGUUUUAGGGUUUUGCUAGGGCUCACAGUAGCUUCUAAUGUCUACUGUUGGAACAGAAAUGAGCCAUUGUGGUUUUUUGUCCUUUUUUAUUUGAUAUUUCUCUGGAAUCUGGAGUGGUGUGUAGUGUUGUUUUUAUACUUUCUUUGGAUUUCAUAUAACAUGCAAGCUUUCAGAGAAGGAGAUGUGCAGUUUUCUUGACAUAAUUCUUGUCUCCAACAUAUGAGAUAGGCAGAGGAAACCUUUAGUGUCUCUUUAUUUGGAAUUUGAUAGAAGUUCAGACUCACUAGUAAUUCAAUGAAGUGUUCUAGUUCGUGCUA
This is a messenger RNA of Dendrobium catenatum, 1979 nucleotides long. RefSeq names its product probable protein S-acyltransferase 7. Lineage: Eukaryota; Viridiplantae; Streptophyta; Magnoliopsida; Asparagales; Orchidaceae. Gene Ontology annotation, molecular function: protein-cysteine S-palmitoyltransferase activity. Gene Ontology annotation, biological process: protein targeting to membrane; peptidyl-L-cysteine S-palmitoylation. The transcript is spliced from 5 exons. The record is from RefSeq and is a predicted model, not a curated record. Gene Ontology annotation, cellular component: Golgi apparatus; endoplasmic reticulum. Bases 290 to 1624 code for a protein of 444 amino acids.